This is a messenger RNA of Perkinsus marinus ATCC 50983, 192 nucleotides long. RefSeq lists its product as hypothetical. Lineage: Eukaryota; Perkinsozoa; Perkinsida; Perkinsidae. The annotation marks the transcript as partial. The record is from RefSeq and is a predicted model, not a curated record. The transcript is spliced from 2 exons.
GUCCCCCGUAUUGCUUUCGUCGGUUUCAUCUCCAUCCAGCUUUUCACGAUGAUGGGCCGCGUGUUCCCCCUCGAGAUCCCCACUAACCGUCCCACAGUUGAUGUUAUCCCAUGGGACCUCUCCAAAAUCUCUUUGAAGGAGAGCUACGUGAGGUUCAAGAACCCCUUGUCAGGAGGGGCUCAGGAACCUGAG